Molecule: messenger RNA, 570 nt
Organism: Sphaerulina musiva SO2202
Lineage: Eukaryota; Fungi; Ascomycota; Dothideomycetes; Mycosphaerellales; Mycosphaerellaceae
Exons: 1
Coding region: 1-570 (189 amino acids)
Source: RefSeq, a predicted model, not a curated record
AUGGCAGCCGCACGCCUCCGAAAGACCUUCCGCUAUCCCACCGAUGACGACGACGUCGACGAGCCCGAAGAACUCGAUGAAGAGCACCAGGAGAAGUUGAUCGCAGACUUAUUGGCCGAAGACACCGCCAAGAACGAACUCUAUCGCAAAGCCUUCCUCAGCAUACCACUGCUCGCCGUGCUCGUUUUCUGCUAUACCUUCAUCAUCGCCUCCACAGCGCGCCAGCGAAUCAUCGCUCUCGGGGGAGUUUCCAGUCUCGCGUGCACGGCAUACAUUCUACACUUCCUACCUAUCAUCGAGAGGCCGGAUCGGAAGGGGAAGAAAGCUGUGUAUAAGCUUGAAGCGGAGAAGGGUCCUUUAAAGAAAUAUUUGGUGGUACUGAACAUGGGAUUGGCAGGCCUUCUGGUGUUGGCUGCUGGGCUGAGUUGGAGGCAGGGAAGAGUAGAGGAUGCGUGGAGGGAGAGUUUACCUGCUAUUAUUAUGGGGUUGACUAUGUUUGCGAGACAGCAGCUUGCGCCGCUUGACGUGGAGGAGUUGCAGAAGGCACGAUAUGAUUUGAAGGGAGCGUGA